AGGCCAUUUUUCGAGCUAUUUCAGGCAUCGGUUCAACUUCUCUCCGGCCAGCUCUGCGACGCCGACGGAGCUGAAACCUAAUCGGAGUUUGCUGAGCUGCUUCCUCCGUUUCCCGAUCAGGAGUGCGGAUUGAAAGUUCGUUGUGCCUUUCAUUUUUUCGCCCCCUGAAUUCGCUUCUACUGGCUUGUUUGGAUCACUCGCGAUCUUCUUCUUUUUAUGUCUGAUUGCUGCGAUUUUGACACUGUUCGCGUAGCAGACGCGUCAUGUGCAUUUCGAGCCUUGUUUAGUCUCGUCUGAGAGAGUUUGAUCGGGGAGAGAGCAAAAGCGGAUGUAGGUCUCAGGUUUUCUCUUCGGUUCCUUGAAACGUAUGCGCGCUCUUGGCAUCUGUUUAAUUCUCGGGAUUAGCUGCUUCAGUCUAAUCAAGUCCGCAACGGGUACGAUGUUUCUAGGUAAUGACACCGUGUGAUGUGAAUCAUGCAAGUUAAAGAGAUAUGAUAACGGCGUUUUAGGUAAUGUGAUUGCUGCCCGCUGGUUAAAUCGCCCAAGUGUGACAAAUUGGAGUUUUCUUUAGUGUGGUCCACCGAGUUGCUUCAUGAGUUGGUUAAGUUUGGGGAUUGUGCUGAGAUACCUUUGAAGAGGUUAUUCUGCGAAGAGGUGAUCUUAUGCAGCUUGUCGUAUUGUGGCGGCAAUCUGAUCUUAAGAUUUGUGAUUAGUGCUAUUCCAUGUGUUCAAAAACCUUCUUGAGCCUGUCAAAGUCAAAAUCCAUGGAGAUUCAAUCCUGUAAUCUGGGUGCUUUUUCAAGAAGCUCCUCGCCUGGGGAGCUUCACUUUGUGUCGCCCCCCCCCAAUUCCGGUUUUGUUUUCCCCUCUCGGUACUGGUGCGGCAUUCAUUUUAGUGAAAAGUGAGAAGAUUAUGGUCAGAUGAGCUAAAUUACGAUGGAAGAAAGCUGAUGAUUCAACAUUGGAAGAAAUGUUACUCGGAAAAUAUUUGUCCUCAAUGGAAAGUUUCUGCAAAGUUGCAGAUUGAGGUUGGCGUGUCCAUUGAUCGUGUUCAGUAUAAUUGGAUUUGGCCCAAGCCUCCCAGGUUCCUAAGAGGAAUGGAGUAAUGAUACAGUUCCUUUGUCAUUCGUUGAAGUGGGAGGCUCUGGAAUUCAUCCUUGCUGCGUAUAUAUUGUGUGGAUCGUUCUAGCCUGUAGCUUUCGUGAGUUCAUCUCUUGGAGUGUUGCUGAUUGGAGCCAUCAAACUUUCUUUGGAUGUGUUCUCUUCUAGCUGAUUUCAAUCCUUCUUCCAGGAGGAAAGCAAUAAUAGUACACGGCGCUUCCUGGCUUAAUUGGGUCAAUGACAUGCCUUAAUGUGAUUGGAGCAUUGCUAAAUUCUUCUUUUAUGCAGGUGCUUGGCAACCUUGUUGAGGAUAUAAGAUCCGAGGAAUCAUAUAAUGGGGGAACUGACUGUAGAGCAUUCUGAGGAUCAGAAAUUUGAGUUGAAGAACUUGGAGACCUUGGAGGCCGUCAUAUGUGAAGAUAAAAAUAGUGAGAAAGCUGAUAAAUGCACGCCACAAUCAGAUGGCAAAUGCAUGCCCACUGUUUUUCCAGAAGAUGUUCGAAAAGUGAAUGAUUUUCUGGAGAAGGGAUGCUCACUCUUUGGAUGUUCACAUUAUCGGCGGAGGUGCCGCAUCAGAGCUCCGUGUUGUAACGAAAUUUAUGAUUGUCGCCAUUGUCACAACGAGGCAAAAAAUAGUAUCAAUGUGGAUCAGAAAGGUAGACAUGACAUGCCACGCCAUGAAGUUAGUCAGGUGAUAUGUUCCCUUUGUGGCACUGAACAACAGGUCCAGCAGUUCUGUAUAAACUGUGGUGUGUGCAUGGGGAAAUACUUCUGUGCGACGUGCAAGUUUUUUGACGAUGAUACAUCUAAAAAGCAAUACCACUGCAGUGGAUGUGGAAUAUGCAGAAUUGGAGGGAGUGAAAACUUUUUUCACUGCUACAAGUGUGGCUGCUGUUACUCUAUUUCGCACAAGAACAGCCACCCUUGUAUAGAAGGAGCAAUGCAUCAUGAUUGCCCUGUCUGUUUUGAGUAUUUAUUCGACUCGAGGAACGAUGUGACUGUUAUGCCAUGUGGACACACAAUUCAUCAGAACUGCUUGAAGGAGAUGAGAGAUCAUUUUCAAUAUGCUUGCCCCCUUUGUUUGAAGUCCGUUUGUGAUAUGUCCAAGGUCUGGGAGAAAUUCGAUUUGGAGAUUGCUGCGACACCGAUGCCAGAGCCUUACCAGAAUAAGAUGGUGUGGAUUCUUUGCAACGACUGUGGGAAAACCUCUGAGGUGCAAUUCCAUGUAGUGGCUCAGAAGUGCUUGAACUGCAACUCCUACAAUACUCGCCAGACGAGAGGCUGAGAUUUGCUUCUAAGGAGUGUCCCUGGACAGUUAUGGUGGAUGUGAAGCCGCAAUGCAUUCACGAAGUGGCAUCCCAACAUCGACUCGAUGAAUCAUGGCUUUUCUCCAAGUCCAAUGUGCUUGUUGGUGGUUUCCAUUUUUUCCUCAACAUUUUGUACCUGAAAGGAGUUGGGAAUUCAUGGUAAUUGCGUA
Messenger RNA from Rhodamnia argentea, 2577 nucleotides. Its product is annotated as probable E3 ubiquitin-protein ligase RZFP34. Lineage: Eukaryota; Viridiplantae; Streptophyta; Magnoliopsida; Myrtales; Myrtaceae. Gene Ontology annotation, biological process: ubiquitin-dependent protein catabolic process; protein ubiquitination. Gene Ontology annotation, molecular function: zinc ion binding; ubiquitin protein ligase activity. The record is from RefSeq and is a predicted model, not a curated record. The transcript is spliced from 12 exons. Gene Ontology annotation, cellular component: nucleus. The coding region runs from base 1435 to 2385 and encodes 316 amino acids.